ACUCAUCAUACUACGAUUCAUACCCGUCCGAUGCAGAGUACACUUGCGGCGAGGACGUUGCACAACCAACGACACAACACUCAUAAAACUGCUAACGACAUCCACCGCUUCCAAUCCCGGACCUUCCGAAAAGUCAGCAGCAAGCAUCAAACAUGUCAGCGACACCCAGCAGAGGAUUCACCUACCCUCCUUCCCUCGCCCCCUACAACAUCUCUCCAGCAGCCUACCUCGCCGCCAACCCGGGCUUGAAGGGCCUCGUGGUGAGCGCCAUCAUCAUCCACAACAGCCGGGUCCUCCUCAUCCAGCGCGCCGCACACGACGGGUUUCCUUUGAAAUGGGAAUGCCCCGGGGGCGGGGUCGACACCACCGACGCAACCAUCUUACACGCCGUCUGCCGAGAGGUGCACGAGGAGACGGGGCUCGUCGUCACCAGGCUAGGUGAAAAGGUGAAUGUACUGGACUUUGAUGGCUGGGAAAAUGGCGCCAAGUGGACAAAGAUAACCUUUCUGGUUGUGCUGGAUGACGGAGACGAGGCGGUGGUGCGGCUCAAUGCUCAGGAGCAUCAGGAUGCGGUGUGGGCUACAGAUGCAGAAGUGGCUUCUGGAAUGUGUGAAGGGAGGGAGAUUGUGUUUGCCUACGGGGACCAGAAGCAGUUGGUUCUGGAUGCUUUGAGUGCCAAUGGCAAGUGAUCAUUCGGCGGCACUGGAGACUAGAGAUGUCCUCAGACAAGGUUGUCCACGUCGGAUAUCCCAGUAGCCAGUGCGUGUAACACAUCUCCGCUGCAUAUGCAUGUAAAACCACAGAUCACUUCCUAAUCGAAUCCGAUGCUACUGAGUUGGUUGGCUUUCAGCCGGUGCGGCGUGUCAAGCUGAGCUUUUCAGCUACUGAACGGUAAUCCACUGGCUGCGGGUCAUCUAGUUAUCGCUUCCUGCCAAUCCCAGCGUCUUCACACACCCGACUUGACUUG
Messenger RNA from Chaetomium strumarium, 967 nucleotides. RefSeq names its product NUDIX hydrolase domain-like protein. Gene Ontology annotation, cellular component: cytosol; peroxisome. Lineage: Eukaryota; Fungi; Ascomycota; Sordariomycetes; Sordariales; Chaetomiaceae. Gene Ontology annotation, molecular function: NADH pyrophosphatase activity. The record is from RefSeq and is a predicted model, not a curated record. The transcript has 2 exons. Bases 153 to 689 code for a protein of 178 amino acids. Gene Ontology annotation, biological process: NADP+ catabolic process; NAD+ catabolic process.